AUGAUUAUUGAAGAAAUAGAAGAUUUUCACAAAUGGCUUAUAGAAGAACUGACACCUAUGUAAGUUUGAAGAUCAAAGUUUCACUUUUUCAUUUGAUUGAAGUUGUGACGCCGAUCCAUCUGCACUAGCAAAGUAUGUCCUUGCUUUGUUGAGAAAGCCCCACAUGUCUGUUGACGAAGUGAGAAAGUUUAGUCUCGAACAGCUCGAUGUUUUUCUUGGGUCAAGUUCGUCUUUUUUCUUUUCUUCAAUUAAUCAUGAAUUUAAGACACUGUUCGUUUUGUUGAAAAGAUGUUCAAUGCUUUGAAAUCUAAGUCAUAUUUCGAGGCUCCGGUGUCAGGCCCUGUUGCAGACCUGUCGAAAGAAAAAAAAGAGCCAAGCCAAGUGGUUGCUAGUGUAUCUUCCUCAAAUAAUCCGGCAGAAGUUUCUAUUAAAGAAGAGAACGAAAAGGUGAGCGGUUUUUUUUUUCGUAAUGUAAUAUCCGCGUUUCUCUGAUUAAAAUUUUUUUUCAAUAGUUGAACGUAGGGAUUCACAAUUUUCUUUUAGGUACUUGUCUCAGACCUACGUUGAGGAAGUAUCUGAAAAAAAACGCGGUUAUUAAGGUUGCAGAAGCAAUUCAAAAUACUUAACGACCCUAGAGAGAACUGAUUUCACGCGCGUGUCAAAUUGGUUUGAAACACGGCGUGUUAUCCCCAAAAAUUAGUAUUGGGCAAGUGUAUAAUUUUUGUGUAAGACUAAAGUAUGACUUUUAAUUAAAGCCUCAAAAGUUAAAAAAAAUUUCAUUAAAGCCUCAAAAAUUGUUCUAAAAAGCUAAGUUAAGGUAAAUUUGCCCACAUCAUCAUCAUCGAUUUCUUCUUCUACUCGAGAGGAGCAACGACGUCGCCCUGUGACGAACCAGCUUUCAGCUCCCGUCACUGAGAGAAAAGGGCAUUCGAAAGAGGACUUUCCAAGCACAGGCGAGAAAAGGAACGAGAACCCUCUCAUCUCAAGGUCUAUUCGGAAACGAAUAAGCCCUCCUCCAGCUGAAAACAAGGAAAAGGUUGGUUAUUGCAUUUUUCUUUUCUCCCUUCUGUAUAAUUUUAUGACCUUGUUUUUACUUCGAUUUCAAUCAAUUUAUUUAUUUUUCGCAACAUCGGGAUGGUAUGGUGAUGUUGCAGGGAGGGAAAAAGACCACUAGGUGGAUUAACCAACCCCACCUGUGAAGAAAAAGUUUGUGUGUGAGAAAAAGAAACAUAAAACCAUAAUAAGUAGAUAUAUAAAACCAAGUUGAUCAUGGCACAAAUCUGUGAACACUUGAAAGAAUAUGCUCGACGCCAACAUUUUCUGCAUACACUAAAAAGAUGUCCUUAAAUUUUUUUUUCUUGUCUUCCUCUGCCAAUAAUUCAUGUUAAAUGUCAUUCCAAACAUUAGUAAUGCGAUGUGAUGAGAAAUUGAAAAAAAAAUCCAGUGAAGGUUUCGUUUUUAAUAAUUUAAAACCAUUUCCUCUGAGCUGACUGGGACGGUCAAAGAUGUUAUGUACCUGGAUGGGAGAGUCUGACCAGCACUUAUUAUGCAAAAACUGAUGUGAUAAUACCAGAUCCUUAACUAAACGCCUAAACCAAAGAGGUUGAAGACCUAACAGGUUUAACCGUUCAUUAUAUUCCAUUCUUGGGAAAAGGCGCUUCGUGAAACGCCUCUGGACAGAUUCUAAUCGAUCAAUAUCUGUUUUUCACGAUUUUCUUCGAAAUAUUUCACGAAGGUUUUUAAAUGAAGGAGUUAUCUCCGUUUUUUUUUUAUAUUCGCGUGUUUUCUUUGAUAAUAUCUACAGGGAUGGUUUUCUUUGACCGUAGUUACAGCCUUUGCUUUUCAAACGGGUUUUGUAGGAGGAGUAAGGGUUAUGUUUCUUCAGGCUGGUAACAGAGAUGUCCGAGAACACCGCACAAGACGCUCUCGGUCACCUCCAGCUCGCGGAUCUUCCAGGGACCGCGACCGCCGUUCAGGUCGUUCUGGAGGCUCCACAAAUGUCCGGCGUACAUCUCCUGCAGAACGUCAUCGGACUGAGCGAAGAAGGUAUCGCAAUUCUCAUUAACUGGAAAAAACAGCUUUACAAGGGAGUAGAAUUUCAAAAUUUCUGUGAAUAAUACAACAGCGGUGAACUGACAGCUUCGAGAAUAUAGUCAGUUCAUUCCGAAAAGAAAAAAAGUUGUUGUUGAGCUCGUGCCAAGAACCGCGUACGCGCACGCUACGCGUUUUGCCCCUUUGUCUGCCUCCCUCGUCUUUCAAGCCGGGAAAAAUUGACUAUAAUGCGCUUUUUUUCGGUGUACCAGUUCUAGAUUUUUUUGUUUUGGCGCGCAACUGCGAACGAUUUUUUUAAAAUUUUAAUUAAGUGCGAAAUGAAAGCGGUGUCGCGCCGAGAAAAAUGAUUUGAAAUGUACCGGCACCGACCUCGCGUUUCUUCGCGCAGUUAUUCUUAGUUUAAAUCUCUUUUUGUCUCUCUUUUUUUUUGCCACACGAAUCCGUUAAUUAAUAAUCUCAAUUAUUAUCAAACGAAAAAAUCUUGAAGUUAGACUUUCUUGAUUUCAUAGUGCAUUUUUAAAUAUUUUUUUAUUGAAAAAAAUCAAUAAGAAACUAUAUAAAAAAAUAUAUUUUUUUCUCUUCUCUGAAAAUGGCUAGGCUGGCGAGGGUGAAGCGUUAUGUUUGAAAGGGGGAUACAUUUUCUAUUUAUACAUUUUCUCAUGAUUGCGUUUGACCUCAAGUUCCCAGCCAAAAAGCAGCGUCGCGUACGCAAGGCUUCAAACUUGCUGUUCUACCCAUCUCGCCUUGCAAAUCGGGGAAAAACUGACUGUUCGGUCACAAAGCUAAAUUUAUAAAAGUUUGAAUUCUACACGUGAAUGGCAAUACAUUAAUUUCCAGUUUGAAACAAAAAAUCGAUGAAAAUAUUAAAUUCUUAAAGGUCUCGAACGCGCUCCAGAAGCAUGGAUCGCGAUCGCAGAGAACGUGACAGAAACGGCGAAACCCGAAAACGACGAUGCAAAAACUUUGAACGUUUGAAUUUUUUCCCAUUCUUAUUUUCCCUUUUUUUUAGUUAAGGGUCUUUGUUUCCGCGGAGAUCAAUGUCCUUAUGAUCAUGGACCUGACCCUGUUGUUAUGGAUGAAACUGCCCUGGAGGGUAUGGUGAAGUUCGACGUGGCUAAGACGAAUUUCAGGUAAAGGAAUAUUAGAGUUUAAAAAAAAAAAAAUCAAAACAGAGGUUUUUAUACAUGCAAAAAAAAUGUGCCUGACUAUUCGGUCAACGCGUGGCUGAAUUCUCGUGGCUCUUUUUUCCGAGCCGAUUAUACUUCAUUUCAACUCAUCUACUCAGCAGGGCGGGGCCCCCCAUCAGCAGCUUUCGGUCGAGCUAAUUUUCUGAUUUUCUGCGAGUUUCGAGCAAGUUAACACGCAUUUUGGAGAUUGCAUACCUCUUUGAUGUUAAAUAGCUCGUCAACAAAGAACACCUUGUCCCAUUGAAGUCAUGCGUCCGAGCUAAUUUUGCUUUACUCCAAAUGGUUCGCUGCUUGAUUUUCGCUCAAGUUAGGAUUGCCGAAAUUUUUGUACAGUAGCUCUGAAGUCUGAAGUUGCUUUUGAUAAUCUAUAAUAUUGGCUUUUUCCAGACUGAUCUUAAAUUCCAUGAAAACGUUGCCCCAGUGCGAAUUUAGUAGACGCCCUUUUAAGAAGUAGGUGUGGUGAAAAACGUAAUUGUUUUUGUUAAGCGACGCUGAGAUGUUCCAAGCUAUUAAAAAAAAAUUGUGCCUUACUGACUAUUUUUUGGUCAUUCGCGCAAUGACUAUGACGCUGUUACAGCAAAGCAGAAAGGCAAUUUUUCCGAAGCACUACUUGGUUGGACGUUCACCACUCGAGAACACAAUAUUAGAAACUUUUUUUUAAACAUGUUUCAUAGACAUUUUGUUAGAUGAAAUACACGAAAAUGAAUAGGAAUUUCAUUUUCAACAAAAUAAAUUGCAGCGCUCAGAAAUUCCUCUCUAUAAUUCCGCCUACCCAUGUACAUUAUAAAAAUUAAAUAAGCGGAGCACUCAAAUCGCAAAUGUUUAUCAACCACUAUGGAGGAAAUUUCAGCGUUCCUCCUCCUGGCUAUAAUCCUGUGAACCCCCCUCCUCCCGGUGUUCCUGUGGAGAACAUGUAUAUUCAUGGCUCCGUCGAAGGUUUUUUUUUUCUUUCCGCUUACUUUUGAAAUCUUUUUUUUUGUUAGGUUAUAACCCCGAGGCACCCGCCAUAGCUUCAAAUUUUACUAUUCCUCCGCCUCCUCUUCCUGUCACGGCGGGCACUACAGCUUGGCGCCCUCCGUUCUCGGUUCAAAAUGUAAAAAUAAUUUUUUUUUUUUUUACUUGUAAUCAAUAUUUUCAACAGGUGUCCUUCGCGCCCCAAGGAGUUAUACCAGUGUCCCAGCAGACGAACAGAGGUACGAUCAGAGGCCGCGGUCGUGGCCGUGGAGGUCGCGUUUAUCAGAAUUUCGGAAACCGGAACCCAGAGUUAGCUACUUUACAGGUUUUUGAAAAGUGGAAAAAUAAAAUUUCAAUUUUUUGAUUGAGGUCAAAAAAAUUCCGCCAGAAUUCAAUAAUAUUGCUAAACUGAAUGAGCAUUUUUCAACAUUUGGCACAGUGGACAACAUUCAGGUUUGUUCACUUCUACGAAAUUUUUUUUUCUUGUUCGGGAGUUUGUCAGCUCCUGAAUGCGAGAGAGAUAGAGUUGAAAAUUUUGAAUUUAAAUGUGGUAAGUUGUUUUGUUCAUUUCUAAUCGGUAGAAACUAGUUCGAAACUUCGGGAGUAGCAACUUUCUUUAUAUCUGUUCAAAAAUCCGUGAUGCGUGGUUGAAAACGCAGAAAUCGGGCAUGGUAAACAAGGUUACACGGAAGAGAUUUGCGGACCUGCGCUUGGAUCAAAAUUUUUUUCAUCGAAGAAAAAUUCAUAAUUUUGAAGCUAUAUGUAAUUGGAACAAAAAACGGAUCGAAACAUUAUUUCUAUAGAGUCAACCAUUACUGGUAAAAUGUACAAAAAUACCUUUACGGAAGAUAGAAGGAACUGAGGUAUCGGGGUUUUUUUCCCAAACGAAGUAUGGCAAGCGGAAUUUCUUGAUUUCUAUUUUUCAUCCUAAAUCGCUAUUUUCAACUUUUUCUACGGUGAAAAAUUGUCCCUUUCAGAAAUUUCAAUGCAAUUUCUCUUCCGCGAUUCUAUUGCGUGCAACCCUGAUGACCAAGAGUUACGAUUAGCGUUUUCGACAAACUUUGCCGAUAUUCAAUACAAACUAAUGCAAUAACUUUGAAGGUUCGCUUCAACUCGGAGCCCGAUACAGCUUUGAUAACUUAUUCAUCAAGAGCAGAAGCUAUGAAUGCCUACACCUCGCCUACACCGGUCCUCAACAAUCGGUUCAUCAAAGUUUUCUGGCAUAAUCCUGAGAACUCGAACCCUGAAGGCGAAUUUUCUCGCGCGGUAAUUUUUUUUUUUUUGAUUUGCACAUAAUUUUGGAUUUAGGGGGCAGUCGCAAACGUGACAGGUGUAUCAAAAACGGUCGUUGAAAAGCCAAAGGUUUUUCUCUUUUCUAAUUCUUGAAAGUAACUUUUUUUCAGAUUGCUACUCUCAAAGAAUCGAAGUUUGUGAGUGCGGAAACUCAGGAAAUGCGAGCCAAGAGAUCUGAGGCCAGCGAAAAAUAUAAGAACGAAAAGUCUCAGCUGACUGUUCUGGUUGACUUACAAAGAAGAAAGACAGAGCUGCUAGAAAAGCUCAUGGAAAAACAGAAGCAGCUUCUUGUGAAGGUUCAAAACCUCAAACUUCUUUUUAACAGUUUUUUUGUCAGGCAAGAACGUCGCCAGAGGAUAAAGAUAAAAAACAGGCAACGAAGUUAGUGAAGCAUAUCCAUCAGAAGAUCAAGGCUUGUAAAGAAGAGGUUUGAUUUUGCGCAUAACUACUUUUUGAACGAAGUCUUUCAGGCCGAUCAGUUAUUGUUAAGCAUAUCAGAAAAAACGAAGACCGUCGACGAUGCGCUGUCGUACCUGGAUAGUUUGAAGAAUAGUAAAAAGGAACCUUCCCCAGAGCUGCAGGAAAACAAAGCUGUCGAAUCGAGAAAGAGAAAAGGUAGUUGGGUUCAUAUAGUUCAAAUUAAAAAUGAAAUUCAGCGUCCAACGAAAUUUCUGAUACAAUUUCUAAGUUUAAUGGCGUUGUCAUUGUCAAAGGAAUCAAGGUUAUUUUAUAAAAAUAACAUAAAAUUGUAUGCCUUAUUUUUUACAGAGUGAAGAUAUCGAUGAGUUGAUGACUCAUAUGGAGCAGUUCGGUGAAACUCUCGACAUGAAUGUUUCUGCGGAGGACGAAAUCGCAAUUGCGACUAUUCCAUAUAGAAGAGCUGUGGAUGCAAUUAAGGUUUUGGCUCAAAGUUCUUUCUUUCAGAAUUAAUAUUUUUCAGGCGGUGAAAGAAGGUAAAUUGUUCAAAGGAAGUUUUUUGGACAUGGACCUGAUGACAAAAAUAGAGUCGGAUGUAUUGACCACUGAUGCCCACAUGACAGCGAAUGAACUUCUUGCCAACAUUCCUUUGGAAAUCGAAGUAAAUGAUUUUUAGCUCUCUCCGACUUUCGUAGUUCAAUUUGUAAAAAUAGAGUCUGAAAGUUAUCAAAAGCUCAUUUCAGUCGGAUGAAGACGAUUCGUGA
Molecule: messenger RNA, 6667 nt
Organism: Caenorhabditis auriculariae
Lineage: Eukaryota; Metazoa; Nematoda; Chromadorea; Rhabditida; Rhabditidae
Source: the annotation of a GenBank genome assembly